UUUUUAAGUCAAUGUUUAUUUUGUUUGACGUUGUUUGUUUGGUUAAGGUUAGUUUCCAGUUUCACUUUCACUUAAAGCAAGAUGUACACACUUCUUUACGGAUUCUAUAAAUAUUUGAUACAAAAAGAUGAAUAUUGUGUCCUCAUCCUUGGGCUGGAUAACGCAGGAAAAACGACUUAUUUGGAGGCGGCAAAAACAAAGUUCACCAAGAAUUACAAGGCCAUGAACCCCAGCAAGAUCACGACCACUGUAGGCCUCAACAUAGGGAAGAUUGAACUGUCAGGCAUCCGACUCAACUUCUGGGACCUCGGCGGGCAGGAAGAACUGCAGUCCCUGUGGGACAAGUACUACGCAGAGUCACACGCCCUCAUAUAUAUCGUGGACUCGUCGGACCGAGAGAGGAUCCCGGAUUCCAAAGAAACAUUUGACAAGAUGAUAUCCAGUGAGAAUCUGAUCGGAGUGCCACUACUGGUGUUGGCGAACAAGCAAGAUAUUCCGGACUGUAUGGGGGUGAGGGAGGUGAAGCCGAUCUUCAACAAGAAUGCGCACCUCAUCGGCCGCAGGGACUGUAUGGUCAUGCCCGUCUCCGCUCUCAAUGGAGAUGGCAUUGAUGAAGGUAUCAGAUGGCUUGUAGACUGUAUCAAACGUAACAGCGAUGUGAGGCCACCAAGAGAUCAAGAUGACACGUAACGACAAGACCAAACAUGCCAAAGAACAUUCCUCUACUGUGAUAUGUGUGGCAGAAUCAGUUGGACUGCCACUAUAAGAAUAUUACUACACAAUUAGAUAUGCUUGCAAGAUUCCGAGAUUAUAACAGUAUGCAGGGAAGAGCAGCGCUUUUAUGUGAUUGAUAAAUCGUUAUUGAUUUCCAAAGUGUUCUCUUUAUUGGCUGAUGUGUUUUUGCAAAUAUGUACAAUAUUGGACUAGGAGUCACUUCUUGCCCAUUGCUCUUUUAUAAUAUUUUGUGAAAAGUUUCAAGUAUUAGUGACAAAGAGAGAAAGCAUUAACAUUAUGAAAUGUUUUUGUAUGAAAUAAGUAUUACAUAAUUAUUUAUCAGUUUUGUAAAUAACAGCAAACAAUUACCUGUAUCCACUAUAAAACUGUAUGAUCAUUAAAAAUUAUGAAACUAU
Messenger RNA from Homalodisca vitripennis (glassy-winged sharpshooter), 1130 nucleotides. It is a transcript of the gene Arfrp1, whose product is annotated as ADP-ribosylation factor-related protein 1. Bases 82 to 690 code for a protein of 202 amino acids. Gene Ontology annotation, cellular component: Golgi apparatus. Gene Ontology annotation, molecular function: GTPase activity; GTP binding. Gene Ontology annotation, biological process: protein localization to organelle; Golgi to plasma membrane protein transport; intracellular protein transport. The transcript is spliced from 5 exons. Lineage: Eukaryota; Metazoa; Arthropoda; Insecta; Hemiptera; Cicadellidae. The record is from RefSeq and is a predicted model, not a curated record.